Messenger RNA from Aspergillus fijiensis CBS 313.89, 1017 nucleotides. RefSeq lists its product as uncharacterized. The coding region runs from base 234 to 692 and encodes 152 amino acids. The record is from RefSeq and is a predicted model, not a curated record. Gene Ontology annotation, biological process: cell wall biogenesis; (1->6)-beta-D-glucan biosynthetic process; fungal-type cell wall organization. Gene Ontology annotation, cellular component: extracellular region. NCBI's taxonomy places the organism in Eukaryota, Fungi, Ascomycota, Eurotiomycetes, Eurotiales, Aspergillaceae. The transcript has 3 exons.
GCGCCGGCGGGCAGGUAGCGGGCACUUAUGAAGAUGUAGCUCUGCUUUCGAGAGGUAACCUCUUUGCGAGGGGUAACUCACUAUCCUUCACGCUCGACCGCAGCAUAAGGGACAAUGGUGCAAAUACAUAGUAAGGGGAAUAUGGCAGUGUGCAUCUGCUGUGCCACACCAUACCAUCAAGUCAUAAUGAGCAGCCCAUCGCUAACUCUGGCAUCACUGACAGCUUUUUAAAAAUGGUCUCUUGGGGCGCGGGUGCCUCCGUCAUUAAUGUUUCUGGACAGUUCACUAUCACUAAUAUGACCAGUCCUGUCUCAACAUCCGUCUUGCACAGCUUGCCUCCCACAAUUAACAACUCUGCACUUUCGGAUUGUGAAAUGUCCAGACAUCAUGAACUACGAAAGAGACAAGUAGAAGAGGUUUUUACAGUCCCAUAUCAGUUGCAGACCGGGCCUACCAGAUAUGCGCCAAUGGCCAAGAAGCCUGCAAGCACGAUUCCAGCCAAAGUGCCGACUCCCCAGUUUCCAGCAAGCGCAUAUACCAUCGCCACAACCUAUCUUCCCCCAGCAACCGCUCAGGUCACCCUCUCCGCCUCUGUGACAUACUCCGUGGCCAGUAUUGAGAAUACUGCCUCUCCCGCACCACAUUCGCACGACGCACAAAUGAGGCGAUUCUUAGAAAGAUGGAAAGAUUAGGUUUGGAGUCUCGUAACAACAUUCAGCACCAUCUCAAUAAACGUUGAUAUCCCUAUCAUACUGCUCAUGUCUCUCAACCGCUAGGCGGAUCAUUACUGAGCACGUCUCGUGCACUCUCCCGGGCUACCGGUUUUCAAAGCUCCUAAAAUUGACCGGAGAUUACCCAUGUUAUCAUAAUGAUGGAUGGUCGUUUGAUCACUGUAAUGGAUUCAGAAUCAAGAAAGACCUACUUGAUCAUGAUAUAUAUCCUUGCGAGAUCCCAUCAUAAGCUACUGUCAAUUAAUGAAAACUAGGUAAUCUUAGCCAGGAAUGGUAGCACCAUAAU